Messenger RNA from Frankliniella occidentalis (western flower thrips), 4801 nucleotides. It is a transcript of the gene Nc73EF, whose product is annotated as 2-oxoglutarate dehydrogenase complex component E1. Gene Ontology annotation, biological process: tricarboxylic acid cycle. The transcript is spliced from 18 exons. Gene Ontology annotation, cellular component: oxoglutarate dehydrogenase complex; mitochondrion. NCBI's taxonomy places the organism in Eukaryota, Metazoa, Arthropoda, Insecta, Thysanoptera, Thripidae. Gene Ontology annotation, molecular function: thiamine pyrophosphate binding; oxoglutarate dehydrogenase (succinyl-transferring) activity. The coding region runs from base 328 to 3579 and encodes 1083 amino acids. The record is from RefSeq and is a predicted model, not a curated record.
CUGUGGUCUGUCUUGGCGUGUGUCACUAGCGAGGGGGGAUUUGUCUGCUGUGAACCAGAACAUCGCUCAUUCAUUUGGAAAUUUCGCGUGCUAGCGGGGUUGGGUUUGCUGGGUGACAUCAGGUGACUGACGGAACUCAUGUGCUUGUGAAAGUGUGAAGGCUGAAGGUAUUGCACAAGACUACCAGGUGCUCUCAAUAUUUCGAAGUGAAAGUUGAAGAUCGGCGUGUUUGCGGUAGCCUAAUCGUGCGCGAAGAGUAUUCAGUAGGUUGAACUGACCAAUGCACCAUUGACUUUGACUUAAGCAUCCUUCCAAAGUUCAAUCAAGAUGCAUCGAGCAAGAUCUGUUGCAACAAAAUUAUCACCCCUCUUGGGCACUGAACAGUUCGGAACAUGGCUUCUGCACAGUAGCAAGCCAACUCGAUCGCUGUCUAUAACAGCAAGCAGACAUUAUAAUGCACCUGUUGCAACUGAACCCUUCCUCAAUGGAAGUUCUUCUGCUUAUGUUGAGGAGAUGUACAAUGCCUGGCUUGCAGACCCCAAGAGUGUACAUGUGUCGUGGGAUUCAUUCUUCCGCAACAGUGCUGGUGGAGCUGCCCCAGGGCAAGCCUACCAAUCUCCCCCAUCUCUGGCACAGCCUGGAAGAAACCAAGUGCCGAUUUCUAGCAUUGUCCCUCAUCUAGGAGGUGGGGGAGGUUUACCCAGCCAAGUUAGCGAGAAACUUAUUGAUGACCAUCUUUCUGUUCAGGGCCUCAUCAGAUCUUACCAGGCCCGAGGCCACCUGGCAGCUGAGCUGGAUCCGCUGGGCAUCAUGUAUGGCGCCAACGAUGAAACUUACACUGUCCGCAAAGGUGCUCCACCAGAUGUGGUGGUGCGCCAGCAUAUGCUGGAGGAAUCUGAUAUGGACAGAGUAUUCAAGUUGCCUUCUACAACUUUCAUUGGAGGCAAAGAGAAGUCUCUCACAUUACGUGAAAUUCUUCGUCGAUUGGAGCUGUCCUACUGUCGACACAUUGGUGUAGAAUUUAUGUUUAUCAACUCACUGGAGCAGUGUAAUUGGAUUCGUCAACGCCUUGAAACCCCUGGUAUCAUGGAGAUUGAUAAUGCUCAGAAGCGUCUUAUUUUGGCACGCCUUACUCGUGCUACCAUGUUUGAAGCAUUCUUAGCCAGAAAGUGGACCAGUGAGAAGCGUUUUGGUCUUGAAGGUUGUGAGAUCCUUAUUCCCGCAAUGAAACAAGUUAUUGAUAAAUCUACAGAACUAGGAGUUGAAUCCAUUGUCAUGGGUAUGCCUCAUAGAGGACGUCUGAAUGUGUUGGCUAAUGUUUGCCGCAAACCAUUGAAUCAAAUAUUCACCCAAUUUGCUGCACUUGAGGCUGAAGAUGAUGGCUCUGGUGAUGUAAAAUAUCACUUGGGCACCUACAUUGAACGUCUCAACCGUGUAACAAACAAAAACAUCCGUCUUGCUGUUGUGGCAAACCCAUCCCAUCUUGAGGCUGUUGAUCCAAUUGUACAGGGAAAAACUCGUGCAGAGCAGUUUUACCGAGGAGACACAGAAGGCAAAAAAGUUAUGUCUAUUCUUCUUCAUGGAGAUGCGGCAUUCUGUGGUCAAGGAGUUGUUUUUGAAACCUUCCACUUGUCUGACUUGCCUGAUUACACAACUCAUGGAACAAUUCACAUUGUUGUUAAUAACCAAAUUGGUUUCACUACUGAUCCCCGUCAUUCAAGGUCCUCCCCUUAUUGCACAGAUGUUGCCAGAGUUGUGAAUGCUCCAAUCUUCCACGUUAAUGCCGAUGAUCCAGAAGCUGUUAUGCAUGUUUGUAACAUUGCUGCUGAGUGGAGGAACACUUUCCACAAGGACUGUGUUAUUGACAUUGUAUCCUAUCGUCGCAAUGGUCACAAUGAAGUCGAUGAGCCUAUGUUCACACAACCACUUAUGUACCGCAAGAUUCGAAACACUAAGAUAACGUUAGAUAAGUACGCCGAAAAACUGAUUGAAGAAGGUGUUGUUACAAAUGAAGAAGUGAAGGAUGUCAAGGAAAAAUAUGAGAAGAUUUGUGAAGAAUCUUAUGCUGCAGCCCGUAAAGAAACUCACAUUAAGUACAAAGACUGGCUUGACUCACCAUGGUCAGGCUUCUUUGAGGGCAAGGACCCAUUGAAAAUGUCUGCAACUGGUAUCAAAGAAGACACUCUUGUUCACAUCGGAAAGCGAUUCUCUUCCCCACCACCCAAUGCUGCUGAAUUCCUUGUUCAUAAAGGCAUUGAGCGUAUUUUGAAGGCUCGCAUGGAAAUGGUUGAAAAUCGUACAGUUGACUGGGCACUUGGUGAGGCUAUGGCAAUUGGUUCUCUGCUUAAAGAGGGUAUUCAUGUACGUCUCAGUGGCCAAGAUGUGGAGCGUGGAACUUUCUCCCACAGGCACCAUGUUCUUCACCACCAGACUGUUGAUAAAGCUACAUACCGCCCACUUUGUCACCUUUACCCUGAUCAGGCUCCUUACACCGUGUGUAACAGUUCCCUAUCUGAAUAUGGUGUUCUUGGAUUUGAAUUAGGGUUUUCCAUGACUAACCCUAAUGCCCUAGUCUGCUGGGAAGCUCAGUUUGGUGACUUCAACAACACAGCCCAGUGUAUCAUUGAUCAGUUUGUUUCCUCUGGUCAGGCAAAAUGGGUUCGUCAGUCUGGCUUGGUUAUGCUUCUUCCUCAUGGAAUGGAAGGCAUGGGUCCUGAGCACUCUAGUGCUAGGCUAGAACGAUUCCUCCAAAUGUCUGCUGAUGAUCCUGAUUACUUCCCUCCAGAGAGUGAUGAGUUUGCUGUGAGGCAGCUGCACGAUAUCAACUGGAUUGUGGCUAAUUGUUCAACCCCUGCCAACUUAUUCCACAUCUUGCGAAGACAAAUUGCUCUGCCUUUCCGCAAGCCACUGAUUUUAAUGACACCAAAGUCACUUCUUCGUCAUCCUGAAGCACGAUCUAGCUUUGAUCUUAUGAAUGAAGGCACUGAAUUUUUGAGGAUCAUUCCUGACGAAGGUCCUGCUGGUACAAAUCCCUCUGGAGUUAAGAAAGUUGUCUUCUGCUCUGGAAAAGUUUACUAUGACAUCAAGAAAGCACGCACUGAUAAAAACCUGGAAGAUAAGAUAGCUCUUGUUAGAGUUGAGCAGAUUUCUCCUUUCCCAUAUGAUUUGAUCAAGAAGGAAUGUGCUAAGUACCCUGAUGCUCAGCUGGUCUGGGCACAGGAAGAACACAAAAACCAGGGAGCUUGGUAUUAUGUUCAGAGUAGAUUCCAGACAACUCUGAAUGGAGGACGGCCUGUAACAGAACUCAGUGGACCCGUCGAGGUCCCGGGCGGUCGUGCUCAGGAACAAGGGGGGUUGUUAAGACGCCUGUUUGGUGCAGACGAACAAGAGAGGCAGGCUUCUGCCAAGUCUUCGUCUCAGGCUGGAUUGCAGCCUGAGACGCAGACUUCCUCUCUCCCAUCAAAUGUUCGAACCAUUAGCUACUGCGGACGUCCAACUGCUGCAUCACCAGCAACUGGCAGUAAGGCUCAGCAUUUGAAAGAACUGAAUGCUCUUCUUGAAGAUGCCACAGGCAUCUAAACAUUAUCAUCUAGUUCCGAUCAGCUCAAGUACUUUUUAGUUAUCCAUCGUAUUGUGAACUUGUGCCCAUGCUUCAAAUUGUUUGAAGCGUAGUUUCACCUGUUUUAUCUAUAGGCUCUUUAAAUGUCUUCUUUGCAAAAAUUUUAGUUGAUGUUUAUUGGGCACUUGGUUUGUAUCAAAGGAGUUUUUAUGAGUAUCAUGUCAGCUGGACUGGCAAGUGUUUUAUUUUGAUGCGGCUUUGUAACAUUUAAUGGGAGGGUAUUUAUGCUGAUUUAGUGAUUGUUGAGUUCCUAUACGAAUGUUAGCUCUGUUACUUUGGUUUAAGUCCUCUUUGAAGCAAACUUUUGUUUUUGGGUCGUCAAUAGAAAUCAUGCGUUCUAUUCCUUAACAUUUUCAGAAAGAACUAAGAUGCAAAGAUUUGUGCUGUUAAUUUAUUGAAGUAUUGUUUAUUUUCCUUUUGUAUUAAUGUCUCUAAAAAUUGCACAAGUCCUCUCUCAAUGCUCUGUGGAAGUGGUUUUGGAGUCCCUCCUGUAAUUAUUAUUAUAAUUCAGGACAUCUUCAAAUAUGUGGUCUAUGAGACUGAAAUAACAAACAUAAUGUAGUUUACCAUGUCCACUUUAUAGCUUCAAAAGCUUUGCAUAGUGAUAGCAACCACAUGCAUUCAUUCAGUAUUUGUUCCAGUGUUACAUCUGAUCACUGUGCGAUCUGCAUGUUGACUGAAUAUCAUCAGCUACUUAUUCCGGAGUAAACUAAUCAGAAACUAAAGCAAAGCUAAUUCUCAAUUCAUGAAGGAGAAUUCUGUAAUUCAAAUAGUAUAGAAGUCACUCUUUGCCUAAAUUUGAAAAUAAAAUAAAAGAAGAAAAACACUGGCUGCUUGCUAUCACAAAAGCAUAAACAUAGCUAUAAAGUAAACAGGCAUAAUGACUAGUACUAAGUUAAUCUAAGCACUUAAAUGUAGAUUGUUCCCCUUUUCACACAUGAUUACUUUCAGUUGCCUGAUUCUUAAAAGAGUGUCAUACAUAGACAGUAUGUGGUGCAGGUGCAGCCUGUUCCAGAGAAAAAAAGAUGUGUUUGUGCUUGUUAAAAUUAUUUAUUUUUUUGUCUGUGUGUCUGGAUAUGACAUGACCAAUGUCCUUGUUGUGGUUACAGCAAAGCUACCUGAAGUGAAUGAAUGUGAUUUUAAAAGUUUUAAGUAUGUACAUUAAACUGAUGUUGAUUGAAA